Messenger RNA from Hyaloperonospora brassicae, 1566 nucleotides. The record is from the annotation of a GenBank genome assembly. NCBI's taxonomy places the organism in Eukaryota, Oomycota, Peronosporomycetes, Peronosporales, Peronosporaceae.
AUGGGCUCCAAGCACUCGCGCCCCUCAACGCAGUCAACGACCGACGCGGCCCGUCCACGUGCGUCGAGAGCCCAUGGCGGAACGGCACCAGUCGCUGACGAGAUUUCGGCCGAAGCGCGCGCCGAGUUCACUGUCGCUGACAUCCACUGCCCGAACAACACGCGACGUGCGCAAACACUGUGGACCAGCGACAACGACCGCUUCUGCAAGUACCGCAACUACUUCAAGAACCACCACAUGUCACUGGCUCGAGAAGUCGGGCGCAAAACGAGUAAGAGCAAAGCAGCGCUACUGCAGUGGGUCGAAGACGCGGUGGGUCCACUGCACGAGGGCGACAAACUGACAAAAGACGAGAUCUUAGAGAUCGCAAUGGUCUCAGCAGCUCUUACCGAGUACACCGAGGCGGCGCUCGCCAAGAUGUACGCUCGGGGCGAGCUCAACGCCCUUCCCAACGUGCCGCUGCACACGCACAACAUGCGCAUGCCUGCAACGCAGCAGGCGUGUCGCAACAGCUCGAACGCGGCGAACAAGGACAAACUCGAGGCCGCCCAUUACAUUGGACUCGAGGUCAUGCUUCGGCUCAACGAGCGUCUCCCCGUGGAGCGUCGCAUGGGCGAUGAGCUGCGCCAGAUCCUCAAUCAUUCGAGCAAUCUCCGCCUCAUGCUGGCGACGAGUAAUCAAGUGCUGCACAAGAAGGUGGACGCGAUGCUGAUCAACGCCAAAGAAGCAGUGGACACGCUGGAGUCGACGACUGCCACACAGCAUAAACAAGCCAAAAAAAUCUCGACUCGUGAAUACGACCGCCUCGUUCAGAUCGCCAAGCACGCUCAAGACGAUAUUUUCCAAGAUGCUAUGAUCGCCGCCAAUGGGCGUCAUUUGUACGUAAGCUUGCGCCAGCAGUUCAUUCUGCUGGACAUCGGCGAUCGACCCGUGCUGUGGGAUCUUGCAAAAGACAAGCCGGAGCUUCAGCAGCCCGUCCGUUCCAGAUUGCGCUCACCGUCACCAGUAAGGGGACCGCGAUUAGCGCCUCCGUCACCAGCAAAGAAGCGGGACCCAGAAUCAAGGAUCCGAAACAAUGCUGUGUCAAGCACACCCGCGUCUACUGAGAAGCAUCAUCGCAACCCGUUUUCUCGUUUGGCAGCUAAGAUAUUCCGAUCGCGUCACAAGAAAAAAGAGGCGCAGGCAUCUGUCCCCGCUAUGACGACACGAGAAAUCUCCAGUGAGCCUCCACGGUCCGUCGCACCUGCGAGAUCGGCAAAAACGAACAAGAAGAAACCGUUGGCGAAAACAAAAGCGACGCCGCAGACUAAGAACGCGAACAAGCCGAAGCCGUCGAGAGCAAAGCGAAACCCUCGACCUCCGGUCGCUGCGAAGAAGACAGCGAAACAAUCGGUUUCACGUUCGAGCCAAGAGUCUUCGUAUCGCGACAGCUCGUCUUCAGAUGGCAGUGAUUACACCGACGCCGAUGUGGUCCAGACGGACGACCGCGUAUAUCAUGUUGGCCCUCGCGGAGGCAAAUAUUACAUCAACGAGGCUGGCAAGAAAGUGUAUGCGAAAGAAGCGUGA